Molecule: messenger RNA, 2691 nt
Organism: Cebus imitator (Panamanian white-faced capuchin)
Lineage: Eukaryota; Metazoa; Chordata; Mammalia; Primates; Cebidae
Gene: LURAP1L
Product: leucine rich adaptor protein 1 like
Exons: 2
Coding region: 741-1418 (225 amino acids)
Biological process (GO): positive regulation of canonical NF-kappaB signal transduction
Source: RefSeq, a predicted model, not a curated record
ACCUGCCAGCGGAGUUUAAAGUUUCCGAGGCUUAGAGGAACACAAUGACUUGGAUCAAACAGCCUAAAUGGGAAGAAGGGCAUUUUUGCUGCAUCAAGGAAGCCGUUCAACUCCUGCUAAGCGAACCAGCUCUUUUUUAUGCGUCCAUGCACAGGACCGAAUUCCUCCUUCACUGACCAGAGAUUAUUUCUGACAAUCCAGGAUAUCCCGAAAACCUGGAGACAUAUGGCUGGAAAAUGAAACGACCCAGGACAUCGUUUCUAGCUGCAUUAUUAUUUUGUGUAGCGUAGUACCAGAUGGGCAGUCAGUGAACGGCGCAGGGAUGUGAACGGACGGUUUUAUAAUGUGAAAUUUUUCCCCUGGUAAAACUAAAACAGAUUUCAUUUCCCUCUCUUUUCUUUCAGUACUUGCUUCCCCCCUCCCCCCCACCCUCUGCAAUAUCAGUGAACUCAACUUUGCAGUGAGGUGACCAAAAAGAAAGAGAAUGAGGCGGUCUAGAUCAUCUUAGUGUCAGAGGAGUUGCGGCAGCCGGGGAACUGCAGCUGCGACCCCCGCGUCCUGUGCGGAUUUCAGGGCUGACACCGCGCGCGGGUGGUCAUGGAGAGGACGGUGCACCGGAGCCACGGAGGAUAGAGACCCUGGCGCCCGGAGAGCUCUGCUGAUCUCGCCGCAGCCUUCGAGGCCGUCGCUGCCUCUCCUCUGCUUCGUUUUAUUGCCAUUAUCGCCAUUCUCGAAAAGUCAUGGAAGACAGCCCGCUGCCAGACCUCAGAGACAUCGAGCUGAAGCUGGGGCGCAAAGUACCUGAGAGCCUAGUGCGCUCUCUCCGAGGGGAGGAGCAGGUUCCCAGGGAAAGAGACACGGACACCCGCGGAGGGAGCGGUGGAGGCGGCGGCGGCUGCAGUAGCAGCAGCAGCUGCUGCAGCUUCCCUCCCUCCUUGUCGUCCUCCUCUUCGUCCUCCCCAACCUCUGGCUCCCCACGAGGUAGCCACUCCAGCGCCCUGGAGAAGCUAGAAACCAAGCUACACCUCCUCAGGCAAGAGAUGGUUAACCUCAGAGCCACAGAUGUCAAGCUCAUGCGCCAGUUGCUCGUAAUCAAUGAGAGCAUCGAGUCCAUCAAGUGGAUGAUCGAGGAGAAAGCCACCAUUACCAGCAGAGGCAGCAGCCUCAGUGGCAGCCUGUGUAGUUUGUUGGAGAGUCAGAGCACCUCGUUACAUGGUAGCUACAACAGCCUACAUGAUGGCAGUGAUGGGCUGGAUGGCAUUUCCGUGGGAAGUUAUCUGGACACAUUGGCAGAUGAUGUCCCAGGCCACCAGACUCCUUCAGACUUGGACCAAUUCAGUGACAGCUCCCUAAUAGAGGACUCACAGGCACUACACAAGCGUCACAAAUUGGAUUCUGAAUACUACUGUUUUGGCUAGUGACACAGUUUUUUGCAUGGGACUGGUGUGCAAUUAACCUGUAUUUAUCCUUCUUCUCCGCUGCUAUAUUUUUGGUGUGAUUUUUAUUUUAAUAAGAUGAUCUUUUUAAAAUAAGCUGAUUUUGAAACUGCUUAAUGGUAUUUCUGUUGCUCCUAAUACCUCUCAUCUGAACUGAUUUUUCUCUGUUACAUCUCUAUUUUUUAUUUAUUACAAUGAUUUUCUCCCUUCUUUUACAGUGGCACAAACAAAGUAGGGGGAAGAGAAUAAGCAAUAAUUAUGUUUUUGCUUUAGUUUUCAGAGCAAUGGGUCAGGGACUAAAAGAAAAACUUUGCUAAAUUUUACAAUAAACCAAAAUCUGAUUAACAGUAAUUUUGUCACUUGUGUUCUUAAAUGAUUUAAGGUUUCAUCUUCCAGAAGAUACUGAGAUAUAUUACUGUUGGCAUAUCAGGUUAAAGAAAAUGCUUGGAAAAAAAUUAAGCAUUAUUUCUAGGCCACAACAUUCUAGUGUAUAAUAAAUGCUGUUAGUCACAUCUGCCUGCAUGACAGUCAUCCGAAAGUCCCCAACUAUAUACAAUCUGUUCAACCAACUCACCCUUGUGUUGGCACUUUGGAUUAACAUUUUGUCAUCAGUGAUUCUAGCUUAAAUCAUCUAUUUAUUUGUGUAAUAAUAUGUAUUACUCUCUCAAAUUUCAAAGAAUAAUUAAGUAUGGAGGCCAUUCAAGGCAAAAAUGUCCUAAAUUUAAUUGCAUAUUGAGAUUUUGCUGGUAAAUACUUUUUUGCAUUUUGCAAUUCUAAUAGAAUGUAUAGCUACUUAGAUGCAUACAAGCAGAUGGAUAGAAAGAUAGAUAAAUAUCCCUAUAGUAGGGAAGCAGAAUUGUUAUUCAUUUACGAAGUCCAAUAUGAUAUUUAUUCAUCCUAAUAAAUAAAUGAUAUCUCAGUUUCUGAAAUGGAAUAUUGUAACUCACAUAGAGAGUGGACUUUUAGUUUUAAUAUAAUGUUAUUAAUCCUCUGCAUUUCUUUUACCUUGAUAACUCCUAGUGAGGGAAUCUAAUUAAGAUUUCACGCUGUUCUUUGUAAUGAUAAAUGUUUCUGGACUAAACACUGUAUAAUACAAAUCAAAAAGUCUUCCUUCUUACAACUGAGAAAUGUCCUUACCCAAAAAAUGUUUCACCCAAAUUUCCUUUGUCAUUAUAUACUUAUUACACUUCUUGAAUUUAUUUUUUGUUUCCAAGGCAUAUAUUAUUCAAUUUCCAAUUAAAAUAUAUCAGGGCUU